Molecule: messenger RNA, 1773 nt
Organism: Momordica charantia (bitter melon)
Lineage: Eukaryota; Viridiplantae; Streptophyta; Magnoliopsida; Cucurbitales; Cucurbitaceae
Product: butanoate--CoA ligase AAE1-like
Source: RefSeq, a predicted model, not a curated record
UCUCGUCACUCCAAAAUCAAUGGAGGGAAUGGAACGCUGCUCUGCCAAUUGUGUGUCUCUCACUCCAAUUACUUUCUUGGAGCGCUCUGCUGCGGUCUAUGGCGACAGAGCUUCUCUCGUCUACGGACGUGUCCGCUACACUUGGAGAGACACGCUCCAGCGAUGUACCAGACUCGCUUCUGCCCUAGUUCGCAAAGGAAUCUCGAGAGGAGAUGUGGUUGCUGCUUUGGCACCAAAUAUUCCAGCUAUGUACGAGCUUCAUUUUGCUGUACCAAUGGCGGGUGCAGUUCUUUGCACCCUCAACAUGCGCCACGAUGCAGCAAUGGUUUCUACAUUGCUGAGCCAUUCAGAAGCCAAAAUCAUUUUUGUAGACUACCAAUUCCUACCCAUGGUAAAGAGAGCAAUCAAACUUAUGUCCAAGACGACAGAAAAACUGCCUCUUGUUGUCGUUAUUCAAGAAUAUGAUCAGCCAUCCUCCUGCAUCAAUGGAGUCGACUCUGCUUUAGAAGAUCUAGAGUUUGAGAGCCUUUUAGCCACUGGAGAAGUUGAUUUCAAGAUCAGGCGGCCUAAAGAUGAAUGGGAUCCAAUUUCUCUCAACUAUACUUCUGGCACCACAUCAAGGCCAAAGGGUGUCAUUUACUCCCACAGAGGUGCAUAUCUGAAUACUCUGUCUACUGUUCUUCUAAAUGAUAUGCCCUCACUCCCUGUGUAUUUGUGGACUGUACCAAUGUUUCACUGCAAUGGAUGGUGUUUCUCUUGGGGCGUGGCUGCACAAGGCGGCACAAACAUCUGCCAGAGGACUGUAACUGCCAAAGAAAUCUUUGCUAACAUUUCUCAGCACAAUGUUACUCAUAUGGGCGGUGCACCGACUGUUCUGAACAUGAUUAUCAAUGCACCAAUUAGCGAACAGAAGCCACUUCCCGGAAAGGUAACCGUGAUGACAGGCGGCGCUCCACCGCCUUCUCAUGUACUCUAUAAGAUGAGAGCAUUGGGAUUCCUUAUUAUCCACUCAUACGGUUUGACAGAAACAUAUGGGCCAGCAACAGUUUGUAGUUGGAAACCUGAAUGGGAUUCCCUCCCCGAAGACCAACAGGCAAAAUUGAAUUCUCGCCAAGGACUACAACAUGUUGGGCUGGAGGGAGUGGACAUCAAGGAUCCUGUCACCAUGGAGAGUGCACCAGCUGAUGGAAAAACCAUGGGUGAGGUUAUGUUUAGAGGCAACACUGUGAUGAGUGGAUAUUUGAAGGAUCUCAAAGCCACACAGGAAGCUUUUAAUGGUGGGUGGUUUCGGAGUGGGGAUUUAGGGGUCAGACAUCCUGACGGUUACAUAGAACUCAAGGAUCGUUCAAAGGACAUUAUAAUUUCUGGGGGAGAAAAUAUUAGUUCAAUUGAAGUUGAGUCUGUGCUUUAUAGUCAUCCAUCGAUUCUUGAAGUUGCUAUUGUGGGAAGACCUGAUGACCACUGGGGAGAAACACCGUGUGCUUUUGUGAAGCUGAAAGAUGGGUGUAGUGCUAAUGGAGAAGAGAUCAUAAAGUUUUGUAGAGAACAUCUGCCUCAUUACAUGGCUCCACGAAGUGUCGUUUUUAGAGAUUUACCAAAAACUUCAACCGGGAAAAUUCAGAAAUUCGUGCUCAAGGAGGAGGCCACAGCCAUGGGUAGCCUCCAGAGAAGUAAACACAGCAGUUAAUGAAAAAUAAAAAUAUAUUAGGAAAAGGGUAUUCUUAUAAACCAAAUAAAGUACCAUGAAAUAAAUAUAUACUUACUAUAAUCCAA